Penicillium angulare is the source of this 1545-nucleotide messenger RNA. Its product is annotated as cytochrome P450. NCBI's taxonomy places the organism in Eukaryota, Fungi, Ascomycota, Eurotiomycetes, Eurotiales, Aspergillaceae. The record is from RefSeq and is a predicted model, not a curated record. The transcript is spliced from 5 exons. Gene Ontology annotation, molecular function: oxidoreductase activity, acting on paired donors, with incorporation or reduction of molecular oxygen; iron ion binding; monooxygenase activity. Bases 1 to 1545 code for a protein of 514 amino acids.
AUGCUCUGCACUGCAACAACAUCCAGUAUUCUGCUCUGGAUACUAUCUGCAGGGAGCCUGCUCGUCCUCUGGCUCAUUGGCUCUAGCAUCUACCACCUUUACUUCUCGCCCUUGUCCAGCUUCCCGGGCCCAAGGCUCUGGGCCUUCUCUUACAUCCCCUUGCAACUGUCAGUGCUCCGUGGUCAGAACCAUCUGGAUGUUACCGCUCUGCAUGAUCGUUACGGCCCUGUCGUACGUAUCAGCCCGACAGAAAUGGCGUUUAAUACACCGCAAGCCUUCCGUGAUAUCUAUGGCUAUAGAUCUGGUGGUUGUUUCCCCAAGGAUCGUAGUCGCUACAUCACACCUGCCAAUGGGGUUGAUCAUCUUGUCUCCGCUGUAGAUAAUGCCGCGCAUGCACGUCAGCGGCGACUGCUAUCUCAUGCUUUCUCCGAUCAUGCAUUGAGGGAUCAGGAGGGACUGAUUAGAGGCUAUGUGGAUACAUUAAUAAGCAAAUUGCGAACAGAGGUGGAGAAGAAGGGUAUCGAUGCAAGUCUGGAUAUCAAGAACUGGAUGAACUACACCACCUUCGAUAUAACAGGGGAUCUGAUGUUUGGUGAGUCCUUUGAUUGUCUCAAGGAUAGCCAGUUGCAUCCAUGGAUCCGCUUGAUAUUCAGCUCUAUCAAAGCGAUCUCUUUCGCUAGUGUGGCACAGCAGUUCCCGCUUUUACGAUUAAUUCUUGAUGCCAUGAUUCCAAAAAAAGUCGCACGAACAGCAAAAGAACAUUUCAACCUUGCUGCUCAGAGAGUGGAUCGUCGAUUGGACGCGAAUAUCUCCCGUCCGGACUUUAUAUCUGCUAUUCUGCAGAAUGGGCUGAGUGAGGCUAAGGGAGCGUAUAUGGAUGGCAAGAGAAUCAUGAGUAGGGCUGAGAUCCAUUCUAAUGCCUUUAUUCUCAUCGUGGCUGGCAGUGAGACAUCUGCAACUCUUUUAUCGGGUUGCAUAUUCUACUUAUGUAUCAAUCCACACGCUAUGCGUCGACUCACCGCGGAGAUCCGAUCAGCCUUUGCCAAUGAUAAAGAUAUAACCUUUCGCACAAUCGCAAGCCUGAAAUAUCUAGCCGCCGUCAUCGAAGAGUCCCUACGCAUGUACCCGCCAUUCGUAACUAGCCUUUCGAGAAUCGUACCAAAAGGAGGAUCGAUUGUUGACGGCGAAGUAAUCGCAGAGGGAACGGCCGUCGCAUGUCACCAUUAUGCAUCAUACCACUCAGCCUCAAACUUUACUUUCCCCCACAGCUUCCUCCCAGAGCGAUGGCUUGGCCAAGACCCUCGUUUCGUCGAAGAUAAAAGAGACGUUCUCCAACCAUUCAGUCUAGGUCCACGAAACUGUCUCGGUAAAAAUUUGGCAUACUGUGAAAUACGCCUUAUCCUUUGCAAGCUGCUGUACAACUUUGAUGUUGUGUUAUGUCCUGAGAGUUCCAACUGGGCUAAUCAAAAGGCAUAUUUCUUAUGGGAUAAGCCUGCGCUCAUGGUUACACUACAGCCAUGUGUGCCGGAACAGAAGGAGACCUAG